GCGGGGGGAGCCGCAGCUCCGCCUGGCGGCUGCCUCGGUUGGGCUGUGGGAGCUCUGUCAGGGACAGAAAGGGGAUAAAGUUUUUCUUAGUAAGUCAAUGGGCAGCUGCAAGGUACCGCACAGCGAGUCCGAUACGCGUACGGGAGGGUUUAGGCCUGAAAAUGUCCCCAAAAUGAGGUGGUGCCCGGCGCUUUGGGCCCUGAGGCGAAGGGCCAGGCGCUGUCAGGUGUCAUCCCUUCGGUUUCAGGCUGGUGCUGCCAAAUCUGUGGGGAGAUUUGCCACUGUGAUCGAAAAUUGCCUUGGGUAUGUAGCAAAAACACUACAGACGACAAAUAGAGGCCAUUCUGAAUAUAAACGGGAACAAAUUCCUUGUCAGAAAUGCCUGUUAGCCCAUUGUUAGCCCAUCUGAAGCACUCAGUCCAUAUUAUUCUUAUUUGCUCCUCAGGUUGACAGGACUGUAAGGGACUUGGACUCAUUCAGAACUCUGCACACCACAAGACCCACUAUUUUCCCAUCUGGUUAAUACCAUCCUCAGUUUAGCUCGUAAGGGACUUUCAACAGUUUUGGACUUGAACCUGAAGUCACAUGACACAAUGAGCUAAGUUCAGUACAGAAGAGUGUGUUGGCCUGCCAAAGCCAAAAGACAACCUACGGCAAUUCCGAGUCGUGGAAGAGACAUAGCAACCUUUGGGAUUAUUGCUUAGCAACUGCAAACACAGAGAGGAGUAAAACUCACAGCCUGGCUCCGCAGCAGUCAUUGACAAAUGGCUGCUCAGCCGGAAGAAGCAGCUCAAACUGCAGGUCUAAACCAUCCCAGCCUUGUAGGUAAGAAUAUGACUGCCACAGAAAUGAAGAGAAAUCAUGGGAGUGAUGAGCUGCCAUGUCGUAGUAAUUGUGCUCCGUGGAAAGAGUGCUUUUAUGAAAAGGUACAGCAGAGGUCUCUGAAUCUGCAGGAAAAAAAGGUGAAGAUGAUUCAGGCACAAAAGGCAGAAGAAGAAAAGGUAAAAAAGAGAGAGCCCUGCGACUGGCUGUGCAAAGAGUGGUUCAGUGAUGAGAAGGAGUCACUGGAUACUCGCACCUAUUUGCUUGACAAACUCCUACCUACAUUAAUCCCAGGAGUGGAAAAGCUGUUAAUGCAAGUGGAAAGAAAGAAUGUGCUUGUACCAGACAAAGAACCAACCAAAUUUGACCCCAUUACUUUUCUUGGAGAAUAUCUGAUGAGACAUAACCCUCAGUAUGAUAUUUCUACAAAGCCAGGCCCCUACCUGAGAGGAAUGAAGAUGGUCACAGAGGAGCUGAAAACUGAAAUGGCAGAUACAGCACCGGAGAGGCUGGCCAGGAUGAAGGCUGAGGCAAAGACCAAACGUAAGGAAAGGGAACAGGUGGAAAAUAUGAAGUCUGAGCAGAAAGAGAUGAGAAAGGAGGCGCUGGCAAUUCAAUUCAAAGAGUGGACAGUGGAUAUCAGUGGCAGAAUACCAGUUGCACUGAUUCAGAGUGCACUGAGGUCUUUCCUGGAUGUCGUUGCUUCUGCUCCCAUGGAUGUGAGAGAAGCCAUCUAUGACAGGAAGCUGGAAAUCAUAGACACAUUGGAACAGAAAGUAAACAUUGAUGAAUUCACAGAGUAUGUCCAUUCCUACACUGAAAAUUUUUCAAAUGACAUGUUCCAAGAAAUUCUGAAGCAUCUCCGUCAGUGUGCUCUUAACUUCCAGAAAGCCAUAAGAUGUGAUAUGUGGAGGCAAAUGUUUACCGAUCUCUUCCUAGAUUGUGAUUAUGGAAAGGUUGGUCUCUUAGACAGACAAAAAAUUCUUGCCCUGCUGGAAGAAUUCUAUGACAGAAGCCCCAUGAGUGCUAAGAGGAGAUUCUGUAACCCAAGACAGUGGCCAAUAAUUGAACUGCAAGAGAUUGAGCUUGCAGAUUUCUGGGGAGACCUUCAUGACCAGGAAGUUUGUGAGGAACUCAGUGAAAAUUUAGUCUUGUCUCAAGCAGAGAUUUCCGAGGGAGAGAUUUUACCAUGUGAACCUGUAGGUGACAAUAGCCAAGGCAGUUAUGAAAUGAGCACUAGUGUCAGUGAAAGUCCUCUUGAACAAAUGGACAUGAGUGAAGCUGAGACUGGAGGAAUUUCUAAGGAAGAAAAACAAGCAGCAGAAUCAAGUGAUGCUGAGGAUGCUCCAGUUGCAGAGGCUGUGAAAGAAACUGCUGCAAGGAAAGAGAGUUCUCUUAGUGAACACAGCGGCCAGUUUGGACAGCAGACAAGCUCAGAGACAAGACUGCAAGACGAGGACCUGCAAGACCAGGGUAAAGGUCCAGCUUAUUCAGACAGACAGGAUUCUCAGGCUAAAGCUGGCCAGGAGUUUGAACUGCCAUGGUCAGGUGACCUUCUCACCUUUGACCUAAGCUUCAAGUAUAGCAGCUAUGGAGAGAGAAUUCCAGAGGAGUGGAUCUGUGAGGACACCAGAUUUGCAGACUUACGUCCCAUCAUGGCAGACAUUCAGAACCGUUGUACAUCUCGUGUUAGGAGUGCCUUUGAUGAACACUGCCUCAACCUGCCACAAUUUGUUCAACUCCUGGAGACAUUUGUUGGUCAAGACAUUCCUCUGCCUACUGUGAAGAGUCUUAUUGAAUUUAUCAAAGAAGAAUACAAACAGACAGAAGAAUCAAAAAUUGAACAACUAGAAAAGGUUCGCCGCACCUCUCGCUUGGCCCAUCGAAAACUGCUUUUGGAAGCACUUUUUGAAAAGUGGAACAAGAAUGCAUCUGGGUUUCUGGACCUGAAAGAGGUGGAUGCUGUUCUAAGCACAUUCAAGGAAGGAAUGGAAAAAGAGGCCUUGAGGAAGGCAAAAAGCCACUUCAGCUCACGUUACCCACAGUCUAGCAGAGUGGAGAAGCUCUCCCCAGAGGCAUUCCAGACUUUCCUUGAGCUAGUGGCUUCUGAGUUCACUGGGAAUGAAGAUGAAGUUAUUGCUAACAUUGUGGAAUUUUUGACUAUGAGUGUGGAACGAAGCUGGAUGGAGUGCCUGCAAAGCUUGACCAGGAGGAAAUGGCUGCACAACAUCCAGCAAGCAGCUGAGACAAGCGGAGCAAGCAUGGAACCUGUUUACAAAGCAGUGUUUAAGGCCCUCUCCCAGGAUGCAGAAGCCCACGGGGAUAACAAGAAGAUCAGUGCGUAUAUUGCCCUUUUGGAAGAGAACCAGCUCUCACCAGAGCGGGGACAGAUUCUCUUACACUAUGUGGCGUGUACCACAGAUGAUGCUCCAUAUGUUCUCAACCAGAUUCUGUACAAAGACAUGAAAGGAGUAAGCUUUGCAGCUGUUGAAGAGGGAAAACCAAUCCAUGUUCCAAGAGUUCAGCUCCACGGAAAUAUCCACUUCUGGAACUAUGACCGUCCAGUUGAGGAGAGAAGAGGUUCACUCCUGGUACUGCCAUUACAAGAUGCUCACUGGAAUGUCUUUGGCAUUCUAGGAAUUGAUACUCUUCGGGACCAGAGUGAGAAAACCAUCUUUCUGACCCAUGAGAUCAGUUUCUGCCAGGGAGUUUCCCUUGCAUUCAGCAAAGCCUACCAUCAUGUGUGCGCACUAGAAAACGUUCUGCAAAUGACCCUCACUGCACUCGACUGGUUGUAUCCCAGAGUCUCCAGCAUCCACGCUGUUACUACAUACCUGGUGGAGCCUGGCAAAGAUCAGACAUGUGACUAUGCUCUACGUAAAAUGAUUACUACAGAUAAUACAGGACAAAAAGAAAUUCAUACUUCUGCUGUUCUUUUCCUCAGAAAAGAAAACCUUUUAAGAGAUUACCUAUUUAAGUGCAUAGACACUUCAGAAGUCGUUUGCACUUCUGUCUGUGGAGAGUACCACAUUGCAGUACCUCUCCGUGACCUAUCGAGACAAGCUUUUGCAUUAUUUGAUAUCAGCAUCGGACACCACCAGAAAUUAUCUCCUCAUGAAUAUAAAGACCUGCAGAAAAUGCUGAAGAUGGCCCAAGCUGCCUGCUGUGAGAUACUGAAGAUACCUUCAGAGGAAACAAAACCAACCUAUGUACUAGAGGCAGAACACAUGAAUUCGAGGCAUGCAGGAAUUCUUUUCCACCGGUUCAUGCUGCAGGACCUACGUGAGUGUGUCCAGAAACUCAGUGCUGAGAGCUUUGCUGAAAUAAAGGGCUAUGAAGAACCACCAGCUCUAAUACAUAACAUAGUUAAGGCUGUGCUGUUGCUUUUCAAUCCAAACUGGAAGGGCUCAGAGAAGAUUGAGAGCUGGAGUCAGUGUAUACAGAAUCUUGAUGACAAUUUGAUUCAGGAGAUUUAUUGCUUUGAUCCAACUGCUCCAUCUGUGCAAGUUCAAGGAGAGCUGCUGCUGGACUGUAUUGGUGGUGUACCCAGAGCAGAGCUGUGGAAGCAGGGCUCAGUUCCAGCCGAGUACCUGUACAACUGGGUGCACACCUGCUUGGCACUGAUGGAGAUGACAAAGAGCCUACAGAAUAAAGAAGUUCCAGAUUUCACCAGCAAAGUCUAGCGUGCCUUCAGCUGAAACACUGGUUCCUCAUCUAACCCUAGUGGUUCUGCUAUUUGACAUCUUUUAUUUAAUAAACUGGUGCUUUAUAUUUUGGUCUGUUAUAAUGGUCUGUUGUAUGUUAUUAAGAAAAAUAAAAGCAUUAAAGGAGACAA
Anas platyrhynchos (mallard) is the source of this 4657-nucleotide messenger RNA. The record is from RefSeq and is a predicted model, not a curated record. NCBI's taxonomy places the organism in Eukaryota, Metazoa, Chordata, Aves, Anseriformes, Anatidae.